GAUAAUGUGUGCAGUAUUCAGUACAGCAUGUGCAUGUGUGACUGCAAGACUGAUCUGAUCUCUCUCCCUCUUUUGUCUGCUUUGCAGCUGCUUUUCUUAUUUCUCUCUCUUCCUGCUCAGGAAAGCUUUACUUUCAUCUGGCUCCCAAUUCAGCCUAUUCAGUUCCCCUUAGUGAGAAGCUCUUGUUUGAUUGUACUCAUAAGGAAAUUUAUUUCCACCUAUAUAACACUAAAAAGGAAACUCUUUCACUGCAGAAGAAAUCCUUGAACCCAAAAUUAUAUUUUCCCUUUGCUGCCCCCUUAAUAAAUCCACACAGACGUCGGUGGAAAAAAAAAAAGGCAAAGUUGUUCUCUGGGCAGUGAUUCAUUUACUUUGCUGGAAAAAAUCUGGGGAGAGCAAUCAGGAAAGAAAGAAACACACAUUGGCAGAUUUAAGACCUUUUCAGCGUCUGUUCCAUGUGUUUAGACCAUUAAGUGGAUGGGGCAAGGAAAAGGGAUGGGACUGAAGUUCAGCUGCUGCCUACUCUAUCUGCUCUUGUGCAUCAUGUCAAGUAAGAGCAGCACAGAUAAAGGUUUAAUGAACACAACACAGUGGUAUGAAGAGUGGGAAGUUGUCUAUCCAGCUCUUUGGGGAUCCCAAAAUCCCAAAGAGGAAGAAAGGAAAGCUUUGGUGUCAUCAGGAACUCCUUCAACUGACAGAAACCAUAGCAACAUUCACAGUUCUUCAUCAUAUAACCAGGCUGCUGUUAGUUCUCGGGAAGUACGCUCUGUGUCCUCUCCUUCAACUACCUCUACAUAUUAUCACCUUAGUCAAGAAGAGGAACAGGAAAAUGAAAGGUUUGAGCCCCAAGAUAUGUAUCACUUGUCACAAUUUUCAUGGAUUUCUAAAGAAAAAACAACCAACGCAUCAUCUCCCAAUGCAUCGAUACCAGUAUCAGUUCUUUCUUCUGGCAAGUCUAUUACUUCUCUGAAACAGAGUGAGAAUGCUGGAAAGAUGAGACUAAAGAUUCCAGUCUUCGGAUUAGAACUUUAUUUGUUGCUGAAAAGGGAUAACCAUUUUUUGGCCCCUGGCUUUGUAGUUGAACAGAGGCACCGGGAGUGGAGAGGAUCUUCUGUACAGGAUACAGAUAGAGAGUGCUAUUACAGUGGUACUGUUCUUCGCCACCCUGGGUCCUUUGCUUCCUUUAGCACGUGUGGUGGACUGAUGGGAUUCAUACAAAUGAAUGAAGAUUUUAUUUACAUUGAACCGCUUAAUCAAACCAUGGCAGUUGCUGGCCAUGCACAUCGUGUUUACAGGAGAAAGAGGGCUACAGAAAACAAGUCUUGGGAAAAAAAGUCUAAUCAUCAGCCAUCCUGUGGAAUUACAGAUAGAAGGAGGACAAGGAACUAUAAAGCAUCUGAUACUGGGAGAGGGAAGAGGUACUCAUUCAAACAAGCACAACAAUACAACAUAGAAACUGUGGUGGUUGCAGAUCCUGCCAUGGUGUCUUAUCACGGACCAGAAGCCACUAGAAAGUUUAUUCUCACCAUACUAAACAUGGUAUACAACCUUUUUCAACAUAAAAGUCUUGGAGUCCAAAUGAAUCUUCGAGUUACAAAAUUGGUUCUGCUGCAUGAAUCACCAGUAGACAUGUACAUUGGACAUCAUGGGGAAAAAAUGUUGGAGAGCUUUUGCAAAUGGCAACUUGAGGAAUUUGGAAAGAAGAAUGAUGUUCACAUGGAAAUGUCAACAAGCUGGGGAGAAGAGUAUUCAGCAGUAGAUGCUGCAAUUCUAAUAACAAGAACGGAUUUCUGUGUCCAUAAAGAUGAACCAUGUGAUACUGUUGGUAUUGCUUAUUUAAAUGGAAUGUGCAGUGAUAAACGGAAGUGCAUUAUUGCAGAAGACAAUGGUUUGAAUCUGGCAUUUACUAUUGCACAUGAGAUGGGCCACAACAUGGGAAUCAAUCAUGACAAUGACCAUCCAUCUUGUGCAGAUGGUCUACAUAUUAUGUCUGGUGAAUGGAUUAAAGGACAAAAUCUAGGCGAUGUCUCAUGGUCCAGAUGUAGCAGAGAAGACCUUGAAAGGUUCCUCAGGUCGAAAGCCAGUAACUGCUUGCUGCAGACAAAUCCCCAAAGCCUUAGUUCUGGAAUAAUUCCCUCCAAAGUGCCAGGGAUGACGUAUACAGCAGACGAACAAUGUCAGAUUCUCUUUGGACCAGCAGCUUCAUUUUGUGAAGAAAUGCAGCAUGUUAUUUGUACAGGGCUGUGGUGUAAACUGGAUGGUGAAAAAGAAUGUAAAACAAAUUUGGAUCCACCAAUGGAUGGAACAAGGUGCGGACUAGAAAAGUGGUGUACAGCUGGAGAAUGUACCAGUAUAGCCUCGUCGGCUGAACACUUAUCGGGUGAAUGGAGCUCCUGGGGAACCUGCAGCAGAACAUGUAGCACAGGAAUAAGCAGCAGACAGCGGAAAUGCCAAAGUCAAGGCAAUGAAGGACGACAAUGCAAUGAUCCCAAGAUACAGCACAGAAUUUGUGAAAAUCCUGAAUGUCCUGCAAAUACACCCAAUUUUAGGGACUGGCAGUGUCAAACUUUCAGCUUUCGAACUUCAUAUCAGAAGAAUAAACACCAAUGGCAAUCAAUUAUAAAUGAAGAAAAGCCUUGUGCUCUUUUCUGUUCUGCUCUUGGAAAGGAUCAACCUAUACUUGUGGCAGAGAAAGUACUGGAUGGAACUCCUUGUGGACAGAAUGGUUUGGACAUUUGCUCAAAUGGGAGAUGUCAGAAAGUUGGCUGUGAUGGAAUAUUAGGAUCACUUUCAAGAGAAGAUCACUGUGGUGUAUGCAAUGGAAAUGGGAAAUCAUGCAAAGUAAUUAAGGGCGAUUUCAAUCACACCAAAGGGGCAGGUUAUGUGGAAGCUUUGGUUAUACCUACUGGAGCACGAAGAAUUAAAGUUGUAGAAGAAAUGCCAGCGCACAGUUAUCUAGCACUUAGGGAUGCCAGCAAACACUCAUUCAAUGAUGACUGGAAGAUAGAGGACCCAGGAACAUUCCACUUAGCUGGAACUACUGUGCAUUAUAUUCGGAGAGGUCUCUGGGAAAAGAUCUCUGCAAAGGGCCCAACAACAUCUCCCCUGCAUCUACUGGUGCUGCUAUUUCAUGACCAGAAUUAUGGUCUUCAUUAUGAAUAUACAAUACCGCUAGAAUCUGUUCCAGGCAAUCGCAUUGGUAGAACAAAUGAACCUCUGUAUAUGUGGACCCAUUCUGGAUGGGAAGACUGUGAUGCAGUUUGUGGAGGAGGGGAAAGAAAGACAACGGUGACUUGUACAAAAAUCAUGAAUAAAAAUAUAACAAACGUGCAUAAUAAACACUGCAAAGACUUGACAAAACCAGACCCCCAGAUACGCAAGUGCAACGAGCAGCCUUGCCAAACAAGAUGGAUGAUGACAGAUUGGACUCCAUGUUCCAAAACAUGUGGGAAAGGAACUCAAAGCAGGCAGACUACAUGCACAAAGCAACUUAGGAAUGGAACGCUGAUUUCAGUCCAGGAAAGGGACUGUGCUGGGCACAAACCUGCUUCUUCUCAGCGCUGUGAGGGCCAGGACUGUAUGACAGUGUGGGAGGCCGGAGUGUGGUCUGAGUGCUCACUGAAAUGUGGUAAAGGGGUACGACACCGAACUAUAAAGUGCACUAAUCCUCGAAAGAAGUGUCUUUUAUCCACAAGACCUAAGGAGAUGGAAGAUUGCGAAGAUUAUUCCAGAUGCUACAUAUGGAGAACAGGGGACUGGUCUAAGUGUUCUGUGACCUGUGGGAAAGGAAUGCAAUCAAGAGUAAUUCAGUGUAUGCACAAAAUCACAGGGAGGCAUGGGAAUGAAUGCUUCUCAUCUGAGAAACCAGCAGCUUACAGACCAUGCCAUCAGCAUGUCUGCAAUGAGAAAGUCAAUGUAAAUACGAUAACCUCACCUAGACUUGCUGCUUUAACGUUCAAGUGUCUUCAGGACCAAUGGCCAGUAUAUUGUAAAGUUAUACGUGAGAAAAACCUCUGUCAAGAUAUGAGAUGGUACCAACGCUGUUGUGAAACCUGCAGGGACUUUUACGCUCAAAAAAUGCAACAGAGAAGUUGACCUUCAUCUGAAUUGUUUUCAGUGUUGUUCAAUAUACUUAUUUAAAAAAAAAUGAAAUUACACAAACACACACGGAUGCUAGUUAUAACAACCAAAAUAUUUGCAGAUGUCCUAUAAUUUAAUCAAAUUAAUUUAUUUUGGAUCUUCAGCGUUACAAUAGUUAUACACACAAAGCUCACAUAAUGUAUGGUAAAGUGCACCUUUCUGUUUCAACUGGUAACAGAAGUUUACUUGGUAAUCCAGCCACGUCUAUUUAUUUAGGCUGAAAUGCUACUGGCCAGUACAGCGAUAGGCUGGAUUCUCCCUUGGCUCCACAAACGUAACGGUGACCUUAUAAAUUAUUGGCUCGUAGUGAAUCAGAAAACAGAGGAAAUACUUACUUUUUCCAACAUACUUAUUUUUAAGCUAAAAUUGAACAAUAUGGCGGUCAUAUUACAAAUAUUGUGCUAGUUUUUGAUGCAAGAACACUAGUACAUAAAAUCUGCACACAGUUAAUAUUAUGCAAUCUUGCUCUGAAACAUUUUUGUUCUCCCAAGAAUGCACUAUACUGUUGCAAAUGAGUCUCACUUAACUUUAAAAGCAACACAGUGGCAUUUAUAAGUAUGACUAAGCAGCUCACGUUAGAAAACUGUUUUUAAUAAUAGAAUCAAAUACAAAAUGUAGAUAUAAAUGUACCUGUAUAACAUUAGUUUAAUUGUACUGGGAAAGUUGUGCAAAAUGAUAGGCCAAGGUAAUUAGAACAUUUUACUUUAUUUCCAUUUGAAAACAUUGUUUCUUGCACAAGUAUGGGAUCAGUUAUCUAGAAACCCAUUAUCCAGAAAGCUUCAAAUUAUGGGAAGGUAAUUUCCCAUAGAC
Messenger RNA from Xenopus tropicalis (tropical clawed frog), 4950 nucleotides. It is a transcript of the gene adamts19, whose product is annotated as ADAM metallopeptidase with thrombospondin type 1 motif 19. Lineage: Eukaryota; Metazoa; Chordata; Amphibia; Anura; Pipidae. The record is from RefSeq and is a predicted model, not a curated record. Gene Ontology annotation, biological process: extracellular matrix organization; proteolysis. Bases 478 to 4095 code for a protein of 1205 amino acids. The transcript has 23 exons. Gene Ontology annotation, molecular function: metallopeptidase activity; metalloendopeptidase activity.